AUGGAGAGACGUCUUGCAUUGAAAAUAAACCGAGUGUUUGAAGAAGUUAUUCGAAAUAAAUCUUAUUUCGACCUGAAUCUUCUAUUAUUCGAUGGAGCUAAAAUCGAGCCAUUAAAUGACUAUAAUGAAACUCCUAUUCAUUUAGCUUUCAAAAACAACUAUUUGGACGCUAUAAAUUUACUCUUUUCGAAUUGUAAAAAAAAUAUUAACUAUACCGAUAAAGACGGCCUAUCACAUUGUCAUGUUGCCUGCGGUACGGGUAAUUUAAAAGUCGUUGAAGAUUUUAUAAAAAAUGGCGUUGAUUUAAACAUUCGGGUUUAUUCGAGCACAUGCGAUGUUCACAAUAACUUCACUCCGCUACAUUUUGCUAUUAAAUAUUCAAAAUUAGAAAUCAUUAAGUUACUGUUAAAAAAUGGAGCUGAUGUUAAUGCUGCAGAUUCGUUGGGUAGGACGCCGUUACACUUUAUUUGUAAUAUUUCUGAAGAAACCAACGAUCUCGUUUCAUCGUUUAAUAAUUUUCACAAGUAUCAUCGGUUGAAUUAUAAUUCCACGAAAGCCAUUUCCCAUAAGAAUAUUAAGCUAAAGAUUCUCAAACACUUAAUGGAAUACAAUGCUAACGUGAAUGCUAGAGAUAACGACGGCAAUACGCCGAUGAUGUAUAUUUUUAAAGACUACAGAAAUUAUGAAUACAAUAGUGAAAAAAAACGCCUUAUAAUACAGCUACUUGCAAAGAAACAAAAGCAAAUAUUCAAAUAUCUUUUGUACCAUAAGGCAGACCCUGGCAUACAAAAUCUCUACGACGACAGUAUUUUACAUUAUACAAUUAGAAGUUUACAAUUAUCCCGGCGAUGUCAGAAAUAUAUGCUGCCAUAUUUCGACGACAGAGAAAUUAGUGAAAUCGUGAAAUUAAGUUUAAAACACGGAGCCAAUGUUAAUGCAAUCAAUAAAUUAAAUGAAACCCCACUGGAUAUUGCUGUCCGCUUAUUGAGCGCCGAGGUCGUCAAAAUACUUUUAAAACACAAUGCAGACAUCACCAGCAUAAAACUGAUUCAUAAUGAUGAAAAUUAUUUUUAUUAUCCAAAUAUAUUGCCUUGCUUCGAAGCUACGGACAAUUUAUUGUCUAUCAUUAAUGCUCUAUUGAGCAAGGGUUUGCAUUUCAGUCGAGCAGACAAAAUGACAUUAUUAAGGUUUGUCGUUUGCAAUAAUGUUAAUUGCCGUUACGGCGAUAUAAACGUCAGAAACGCUCCCUGCAUAUUGGAAAAUCUUCUUGAACUCGGCACUAAUGAUAAUAUUCUAAAUACAUUUAAUAAACUGUCACUCACAGAAUCGUUCGCCGAAAUAUUCGACUUUCAGAUCUUUAAAUAUAUUACCAAAAUCAAAAGUAGUAAUAUAUACAUAAACAAAGAUAUCGAGAGUAGCCUUAGGGGUCAAAAAAUACAUAGAUGGCUCGACUUAUAUAAUGAGAAAUUCAAUAAUUAUAUAAAUGAAGCGAACAGAAUGAAAAUAGUUAUGUUUAAUAAUAAUAAAUCUAUCUCAGAUAUUUUAUGCAGUCAACCGGAAAAAUAUAAUUUGAAAAAUAGUAAUUACAAAGAAAUCUUAUUGUCCAGAAAUUUUCAUAAAAAUUUUUAUCACUACAGAGGUAUUAUAAAAGGAUAUUUUACAAAGAUCAUAAUUCGUAGAUUAGUUUUGAAAUUAACCAAUGAUUCCCUUAGAAUGUUAUACAGAACAACACUACCUGAUCUAUGCCAUGAAAAAAUUUCUAAUUUCUUAAGUAACGAAGAUUUAUGGAAUGUAUGCUUAUCCACGGCUAUUUAAAUGUUAAAAGACGAUGAAAAAUUGGCUUUUCCCAUACAUGAUAUGUUGCCCGC
Ceratosolen solmsi marchali is the source of this 1868-nucleotide messenger RNA. RefSeq names its product ankyrin-1-like. Lineage: Eukaryota; Metazoa; Arthropoda; Insecta; Hymenoptera; Agaonidae. Gene Ontology annotation, molecular function: protein binding. The record is from RefSeq and is a predicted model, not a curated record.